GGGCGGGGACGCUGCGGGCCGCGCCCUCCCGGCCACUCCCCCGUGUCCUCCGCUCUCUCGCCCAUGUCCUCCGCGCCACCGCGAUCGCCCACCCCGCGGGCCCCCAGGAUGAAGAAGGACGAGUCUUUCCUGGGCAAGUUGGGCGGCACGUUGGCGAGGAAGAAGAAGGCCCGCGAGGUGACUGACCUGCAGGAAGAAGGCAAGAGCGCCAUCAACUCGCCCAUGACCCCCGCCUUGGUGGAUGUCCACCCCGAAGACACCCAGCUAGAGGAGAAUGAAGAGCGUACCAUGAUUGACCCCACCUCCAGAGACGACCCCAAGUUCAAGGAGCUAGUCAAGGUGCUCCUGGACUGGAUCAAUGACGUGUUGGCAGAGGAGCGCAUCAUCGUGAAACAGCUGGAGGAAGACUUGUACGAUGGCCAGGUGCUGCAGAAGCUUCUAGAAAAACUGGCGGGGUGCAAGCUGAACGUGGCUGAGGUGACACAGUCUGAGAUUGGACAGAAACAGAAGCUGCAGACAGUUCUGGAAGCCGUGAGGGACCUGCUGCGGCCCCAUGGCUGGCCGCUGAGCUGGAAUGUGGACUCCAUUCACGGGAAGAACCUGGUGGCCAUCCUCCACCUCCUCGUCUCCCUGGCCAUGCACUUCAGGGCCCCCAUCCGCCUUCCUGAACAUGUCACCGUGCAGGUGGUGGUCGUCAGGAAACGGGAAGGCCUGCUGCACUCCAGCCACAUCUCAGAGGAGCUGACCACAACCACAGAGAUGAUGAUGGGCCGAUUUGAGCGGGAUGCCUUUGACACACUCUUCGACCAUGCGCCCGACAAGCUCAACCUGGUGAAGAAGUCUCUCAUCACCUUUGUGAACAAACAUCUGAACAAGCUGAACUUGGAGGUGACCGACCUGGAGACCCAGUUUGCAGAUGGUGUGUACCUGGUUCUGCUCCUGGGCCUCCUGGAAGACUACUUUGUUCCUCUGCACAACUUCUACCUGACUCCCGAGAGCUUCGACCAGAAGGUCCACAACGUUGCCUUUGCUUUUGAGCUAAUGUUGGAUGGAGGGCUCAAGAAACCCAAGGCUCGCCCUGAAGAUGUGGUGAACCUGGACCUCAAAUCCACCCUGCGGGUCCUUUACAACCUGUUCACCAAGUACAAAGACAUGGAGUGACAGCAGCUGACCCUGGUGGCUCUCCAUCGAUCCCCAUUGCCUUCCCAGGAGAUGCCUCCCCAGGGAGGCCACAGGCUUCCAGUCCUGAUGUGCCCCCUCCCCUCCCCUCCCUCUUUCCCCUCCUCUCUCCUUCCUCCACUGUUUGCCUUGUGAUUCCCCAUCGGGUUAGGCCUUUGAAAACUCAGUGCGUAAAUACCUGGCUGAGUUUGAGGCCUCACUUCAUCAUCUCUUUCCGGGAUAUUCUGACUCUGCUUUCUGUGUCUCCAUCAAAAGAUGAAAAAGAACAAAGACUAGCUCCAGCCCUCAGCCAACAAGGACGCCAUCUUACGGAGCAGUUAUCCAGAACGGGCUCUCUGUAGCCUCUGGCUCCAGCCCCAGCUCCAGGGACUUGGUCCUGCAUGUCCUUGGGAAAUCUCCCCAGGUUGGACUCUCCUUGGACGUGGGGUCUCUCUAUUUAAUGAAAAGGUUUUGAAGUUUGAACGACUUCUCUCCCAAGUCUUAGCAGCUGUCGAUGUAUGGCCAGUGUCCCCACCUGGCCUUCCUCUGGUUUCUUGGUUUUAACUGACCUUUCACAUAAAUGCUCAUGAUCUGGAAUGGGCGGGUUCCCAGGGCAGCCUCACGGCGUGUCUGGGCGUCUUGCUGGCUCUGAAUGUGAAGCUGGAGCCAGAACCUUCCACCCCAGAGGCCCCUGUUCAGGAAUGAACCUGUUUUCAGAGACUUUACGAAAGGGCAGGGAUCCAUUUCGGGGGUAGCUGGACCAUAUGCUACUGAGUAACAGAAGUGAACAUCCCACAGCGCCAAGCGCCGUUGUCUUUCUGAAGUGAGACCCGUCCCCACCCCCCAUAGCAUCACUGACCCCAUGCCAUCUUCAAGACUCCUGUCUCCAAAUGCAACCUCCCUGACAUCCAAGAAGUAGAUUUGGGGGGUGUGACUCAGCUGGUAGUGGGGGGACAUAUGAAGUGUCCAUCUCACUUCUCUCAUCUCUCUGCUGACCCCCCUUCAGUGUUUCCUAGAAAAGAAAAUGUUGGAACUCCCAUGCGUGUUCACCUUGUGCCGGUCUCUACUCUGGAGGGAAGUGGGGUCCCGUGGCUGACUGGCCCCUCGUCUCUGGGUCGUACACCUGUGGCACCGCACCUCCCACCCCCCGCCCCCACGUUGUACACCUCCCCCUCUUUCCUUGAGCCCCUCGGCCUUCUCAGAGUCCCACCCUGCCACAGACAGGGCUGUGGAGUGAGUUUUAGUAUUAAAUUGAAUGUCAGUGUUGAAGUUCUAGAAACCAGUUUAAUGUUCUCCCCGGUCCCACUGUUGCUAGGCUGGGGAUGGGCCUGGAAUAGCCUCUCCAACGGAGGUGGCUUCCCAGCAGGGGAAAGAAAAUUAAAAUGGCAUUACCGGGUCUCCCUGAGGGAUUUGGUGACAUUAAAGAGCCACGCUGACAAAAUA
This is a messenger RNA of Nannospalax galili (Upper Galilee mountains blind mole rat), 2601 nucleotides long. RefSeq names its product parvin beta (gene Parvb). The transcript is spliced from 13 exons. Gene Ontology annotation, molecular function: actin binding. NCBI's taxonomy places the organism in Eukaryota, Metazoa, Chordata, Mammalia, Rodentia, Spalacidae. The coding region runs from base 64 to 1161 and encodes 365 amino acids. Gene Ontology annotation, biological process: substrate adhesion-dependent cell spreading; establishment or maintenance of cell polarity; actin cytoskeleton organization. Gene Ontology annotation, cellular component: cytoplasm; actin cytoskeleton; focal adhesion. The record is from RefSeq and is a predicted model, not a curated record.